Molecule: messenger RNA, 3736 nt
Organism: Coregonus clupeaformis (lake whitefish)
Lineage: Eukaryota; Metazoa; Chordata; Actinopteri; Salmoniformes; Salmonidae
Product: gastrula zinc finger protein XlCGF57.1-like
Exons: 4
Coding region: 1627-3363 (578 amino acids)
Biological process (GO): regulation of transcription by RNA polymerase II
Molecular function (GO): RNA polymerase II cis-regulatory region sequence-specific DNA binding; DNA-binding transcription factor activity
Source: RefSeq, a predicted model, not a curated record
UAAGGCAUUUUGUUAACUAGCCCGCUAGUUAAUUGCACCGACGUUGCAGCCUCCACUCCACCCAGGGGCGUAAUCAUUACGUCGAAGACGUUUACUCCAAACGGAAAACGCAAACGAGAGUUUGUAUUUGACAAAUUCAAGAAGAGUCAUCCUCAUUUCGUUAUGUUUGGUUCUUAAAGAUGCACUAUGCAGAAAUCUCUCCGCCAUUUCCUGGUUGUUAAAAUUCUGAUAGUUCGCCUAAUUUAUAGUUUGUGACUAGACAAGCAAGUAUAGUGUAGAGAAUCAUUGUUCCAUCUAAACCGCUGUGAAAUAUUUUCCAUAACCAAAAAUAUUGUAUUUGCAGCGGUUUGUUGCUGGUGUAUAAAAGUAAAAGAGUCAAAAACGAAACUUAAGCACGGGAAACAUAGAAAUAGCUCACAUAAAACAUCUACGGCUUCUUAGGCUUGCUUUCAAUGAGAAUGACCGAUCAAUGAGAAUGGUAGAUCAGUAGCCCAUGCCUUUACAGCUGAAUGAAGACUGUUUUAGGUAUGACCCGGUCCACGGGGAGACCAGUGUAUUGCCGGCUGCAUACAAUGCUUUUGGAUGGUAAGACGAAACCAUCAGUAUCGCCAUCUGACGGCCUUUGGGCUACAUUCUAAACUGAAGACCAUGAUUAGUUGAUUAUUGGAGUCAGGUUUGUUAGUAGGGGCUGGGAUCAAGUUUCGUAAUGAUUAGGUUGAUAUAAGUAGGACACGUGACAUCCCGGCAACUUUGAGCUGUGCCUGGUGAUCACUAGUUGCCACAGUCAUAAUCCCUGCCUAUUUCUACAAUUUAUCUUCUUGUGAUUUUAAAAGUCCUAACCUUAACUACACGGUGAACCUUAUGCCUAACCUUAAAUUAAAAGCACCAUUUUGUUUUCAUACAUUUUUAUGAUUUUGCCAAUUUAGACUUUGUGGCUGGGGUAACUAGUGGAAACCGUUAUGCCUGUGAACAAGAGGCACGUCUGCCCUUUCAUUGGCUAGAAUGGUCCCACCUGAUUUUGCCUCCUCCAGAAUGCCUUCCAUUUUUUAUGAUAUUUAUUUUCGUUGUUACAGCGGCCACUAGAGUAUCUGGUCAAUAUAAUAGAUAAUCUGUGCCAUCCCUUAGCCCAGGCCCAGCAUUAUGUGCAGGCCUUAGGGGGCCUGGCCCACCCUACCGUACCUCCUUGCCCAUCCAAAUAAAAUAUUUAAAUAUUGAUAAUUUAUUUGACCAAGACGUGCCUAGAGAAAGACUCAUCAACCUCAGAUAAAUCAUCUGAGCGUGUGAAACGGCGCCCCUCUGUCUCAGUAUGUGUAGCCCAUGUAUCUGAUGCUGUCUGGACAAGAAGUAUGGCAUGUCAUACUCUUUUUGACCAGACAACAUCAGAUACAUGGGCUACAUAGUAAGACGGUGCUUUUUCAAUCGCUCUGAUGCUUUCUCGGGUGAAAUGGUAGUUUCAGCCACUUGCGAAUUGAAGGGAAGUUGACGGGUGCACUGUUCGGAUGCUGGAAUUAUUUUUGGACGAACGUGCAAAGGUAACCUACUUGAAGUGUAUUGUUUGACAAUCAGAUGAAAGCAAGACUGGAUGUGUUCAUGCUACAUUAAAAGUUGACCCAGUUGACCUCUUUCAUGGAGAUACUGGCAAAGGAGGCUGUGGACAAAAUCUGCAAGCUAUUCAACGAGUGCUCCUCCGUUCUGCAUCUGGAAGUGUCUCAGAGUCAAACUGAGAAUGAGGACUUGAAGAAGAGGCUGGACGCAGUUGAGACCGAACUGAGGACUGUCUUAGAAGGGAGUGGAGGACAAGAGAACACAUCAGCCAAUGGCUGCUGCAGUGAAGUCAAGAUCACCCACCAGUUAAAAGGCACACAACCAGGCUUCUGCUCUGGUGAUGCAGAAGUGAAACGAUCCCCCAUCCUCCACCUGUGGAAAGGGAGAAUUCCCUCAACUGUAAACGAGCACUCGAACAUGGAGGACACGAUCCAGUCAGUUAUUAUCAAAGAAGAAAGGUUCGAAGAUUACCUGUACAACAGCACCUCAGACCCAAGUCCUUUUAUAGAGAGCCAAUCCCAGGAGUUGAGUGACCCAGAGAACCCCUCAGAGGAGCCAAAGGACAAAGACUGCGCCGCGGGGCCAAAGCAUUUGAGAAAGCCAAAGAUCACUGGGGCUCGUCAGGCAAGGCCCAAAAAGGAGAACCACCUUAGCUGCAAACACUGCAGGAAGACAUUCAGCAAACUGAUCCAGCUGAAAGCUCACCAGGCGAUCCAUGCAGCAGCGGAGAAACCUUUUAUCUGCAAGCAGUGUGGUAGAGGUUUUUCCUUUAAACGCAGUUUGGAUGCACACCAGCUGCUUCACACAGGAGAGCGACCACACACCUGUGGCGAUUGUGGUAAAGCUUUCACCCUAAAGCAGCUGCUCAAGAAUCACCAGAGACUCCAUGCAGGGUUGAGACCGUUCCGCUGUGACGAAUGUGGCAAGAGCUUUAACCGGGCCCACGGUCUCAAGAUGCACCAGAUUGUCCACACGGGAGAGAGGAAAUACAACUGUGAGAUCUGCAAGAAGAGUUUCAGUAUACCAGGAAAUCUCCACAGGCACCAGCGUAUACACACUGGUGAGAAACCGUUCCGUUGCGAUACGUGCGGCAAAAGCUUCAACCAAGCAGACACUCUGAAAGGACACCAGCGGAUCCACACAGGAGAGAGGCCAUUUACCUGUGAGACGUGCGGGAAGUGUUUCAUUCAAAGAAGUGCACUGAAAAUGCACCAAAGGACACAUGCAGGAGAGAGCGCCUUCCUCUGUGUGGUGUGUGGGACAGUCCUGGCUUGCGUCAACUCUCUCAAGACACACCUUCAGACUCACACAGCAGAGAUGCCUUGUAGGUGCUCAGUGUGCGGUAGUAGUCUCAGUUCACUCACUCAUCUCAAAUCGCACCAGCAACUCCACACUAUUGAGAAGCCGCACAGCUGUGGCCUAUGCAACAAGAGCUUCAAGACGGUCAGCUACCUGAACAUACACAUGAAAACUCACACUGGGGAGAGACCGUUCACCUGUGACGUGUGUGGAAGGAUGUUCACUCAACACAGCAGCCUGAAAACCCACCAGGUGGUCCAUACUGGGGAGAAACCUUUCAGCUGUGAAACGUGUGGGAAAUGUUUCAGCAACACUGGGAACCUCAACAGGCACCAGCGGAUACACACUGGAGAGAAGCCUUUUAGCUGUGACCUCUGUGGGAGGAGCUUCAACCAGGGCAACAGCCUCAAAGCCCACAAACAAAUCCACACAGGGGAGAAAUUGUACAUUUGUGACAAAUGCGGGAAGAGUUUUUCCUACCUGAGGAAUCUGAAAGAUCACAAGUGUUACUAUAUGUAAAACCGAUAGGCAUAGCCUCUUAUUGCGAUGGACCACACUUGGUUUGAACAAUUGUCUCGGCAUUAAAAAUGCAUUUAUAGGUCAUUGAGUGGCAUACUAACAUAUGAAGUGUACUCAUUCGAUUGAUUGCCAAGGAAACCUUUUUUGAAGUAUUUAAUUUUAAACUUGACUUGUUUUUUUGAAAUCAACUAUGAUUUUGGAAAAUGAAUAAACAGUUGCCUUUGUGGGGUAGAAAGACUUUGAGUGCAUUGGCUGGUGGUCCAGUAACUGUUCAAUGGAGCAGAAUCGAAUUUAUUUGAGAAGGGUAUACAGUGAGGGGAAAAAAGUUUGAUCCCCUGCUGAUUUUGUACGUUUGCCCACUGACAAAGAAAUG